UUGGCUCAAGAAUAUCCAAUCAGCUUCUACUAUUCCACUAGUGGGCGUGGCCAGAGGGCUCAUGAAUAUGCAACAAGCGCUCGGUGGUGCACACAGAGAACAAGGGGUCUUGUGUACAGUAGUGUUGCUUUUUGCUGUCCUAAAAGCAGCGUUGAUAACAGGCCUGGAAGCAGCAGCUCUGUCGUGGUGAAAGAAGCGUUUGUUUUUGUUGUUGAGGAGGCAUCUCUCUCGGUACCGUUCAGUCUCUCUCUGGUGGUCUGCUCGGAGCUCAGCAGGACAUAAUGUCUGGUAAAGCCGCGGUGACAGAGGCGCUCCAGCCGUCUACCGUCGUUACAGCCGCUCCUGUAGAGCAGAAGUGCUUCCCGUUUGUUUUAAAGAAGAUUAUGGACAUCCCUCCUCCUAACAUCCUGGAGGAGGGCGACGACGAAAUAGAGAAAGAGAAGCUGUGCUCAUCUGAGGAUGUGGAGGGAGGCGGGGCCGCAGCAGCAGCAGCCAGUGCUGGUGGAGGUUCCAGAGGAGGAGGAGGCAGUGGGGGGGUAUCAGCCUCCUUGACCCCGGCCAUUUGGGAGAAGACCAUCCCCUACGACGGGGAGACCUUCCACCUGGAGUACAUGGACCUGGACGAGUUCCUCCUGGAAAACGGGAUCCCUGUGAGCCUGGAGGAAGAGGAGCUGCAGAAGACUCUGGCUUCAGUGGGAGUCAAAGGCAAAUCCAUCCCCAAGGUUACUCCUACUCCUACUACUACUCCAGCUGCUGAAGCUGAAGCUCCUGUACCCGCCUCAGCAUCAUCCCCCUCGACGGUCACCUCAGAUCCAGAGGAAACGGUGACGGUCACCACGUUACAACCAGCCAAGCUAGAAGAAGAGGAGGAAGAGGAAGAGGAAGAGGAAGAGGAAGAGGAAGAACAAGAAAAGGAAUCUUUGUCUGAGGAGGCAACAGCAGAAGUGGAAGUGAAGAAAACAGAUCGUAACCCUGCAGACCGUAACACCCCCUCCCCGAUCGACCCAGAAGCCAUUGAGGUGGACAUUAACUUCCAGCCGGAUCCCACAGACCUGGUCCUGUCCAGUGUGCCGGGGGGAGAGCUGUUCAACCCGCGCAAACACAAGUUCUCUGACGAGGAGCUGAAACCGCAGCCCAUGAUCAAGAAGGCCAAGAAGGUGUUUGUUCCUGAUGAGCAGAAGGAUGACAAAUACUGGUCCCGGAGAAAGAAGAACAACGUGGCAGCAAAGCGCUCUCGCGACGCGCGGCGGCUGAAGGAGAACCAGAUCACGGUGCGCGCCUCCUUCCUGGAGCGGGAGAACGCGGCGCUGCGCCAGCAGGUGUCCGAGAUGCGGAAGGACUGCGGCCGCUGCAAGAACAUCCUGACCCGGUACGAGGCUAAGUACGGCCCGCUGUAAAAGAACUCACCCAACGAAAAGUAUCAAUGAGACAAAAAGCAGAACUCCCUUCCCCGCAGAAUUCAACACUGACACAAAUCCACCAAGGGAAUCUAAAUUUGCACUGUUGUCUUAGCUGACCUCCAGUCACUGUGUCGAGCUCCAGCUGUUAACAGGAUGCUGGAGUUUUGGAUGCACACUGGCAGGGCAGUGAGGCAUGAUGGGAGCGGUGGUCACAGGACGGCCUGUGGAGAGCGCCUGGCUCCUACACUCAGAGAGGAAGGGGACGAUUUGUGGACACUCCCAUGGUCAAACACACGUGGAAAAAUCCGGUCUGUCUCCAGACGGUUUCAAGAAAAAUCAGGAGAUGUGAAAAGAGCAGACCGGUACAAAAAGUAUCACAGGCUUUUAAAAUGCCACACAAAUCAGUUUUUAUCACUGCACAGCACUUCUUCUUAGUGGACCAAAGCAUGUCAGUUAGAAGUCCUGUAUUUAGAACGGUGCACACUAGCCGCCCCUCACAUUUCCUUGUGUUGCACUGUGUCCGUCGUGUCCGUACUUCCUUUUAAAAAUACUCCGUCUGAAGCUCAGAAGAAGGAUGUUGAUUAACUGGUGGCAGAGUAGGAGCAGGAGACAGGUUCACAGUGGUACUUCCAGUCUGCAGAGAAAGGAAGCAAAGGCCUCAGGCCGGUCAUAGGAGAAAGGGAUGAGAGUCCGUUAGCAGGUGGGAUUCAGUCACAGUUCUUCCGUCUUGUAACCCACAUGCACGCCUCUGCGCACACAGAAACGGUCUGUAUAUAUAGUCGUCAUCUCCCUGCACCACAUAGAUAAUGUGCGUGUAUCAGUGUGUAAUCCAUUUUUGCACUUUUCUCUUAAAAAAAAACACAUUAUGGUGGUGGCAGGUAUUUACCACCACCACCAUGGGAGACACGGUAGCUUAUUAGGGGAGAAAAACAUGCAUGACCUACAAUUUAAAGCUACUGUGAUGUAGUUUCCUUUUCUACUAACCUCAGAUCAGCUUCCAGAGCCUCACACAAGAUUUAGUCAAAGAAGACCGAUAUUUUACAAAUGAAGAGAGCUGUAGUUUUUUUCUGUAUUCGAAGGUAUAUGUGUGAUGAUCUGCAGGGCCCUCACCGGUGGAGGGGUAUGUUAAUGCGUAGGGAUGUUUAUUUUACUGCACACUGCAGGUAGAGGGCGCUAGAGCCACUACAGCCUGCCGAGUUCACGGUGUAGUGAUGGAUUGAUUUUAUUUUUUUAGCCAGGGCCCAAAGGUGACUGCUUCUAAACGUUGUAAAUAAAUGAUUGUCUCAUGGUCUUUAUAUCCUAUAAGACAGGGAUUCUGACUGUGUGUCUUUAUUAACCCAAUACUAUUUCUUAUAUUUGCCAAAUAGUCAAUGAGUGCUGUAUUUAUUCUGAUGGUAAUAACGCAUCUGUUGAUUGUGAUGUACAACAAUAUGUCAGAUAAUUCUAUUUCCUUUAGAAGAACAAUACUUCUAAUGAAACCAAUGCAGGGAAAUCAAUGGGUAAACUGUGCUUUUGGAUGUUUGUUUAAAAACAAAAAAAAACAGAUUUAUAUAGUUUUAUGGGAUUUUCUUUUCUCUAUAUACAUACAGCAUGUGUCUGAACACACAGAGGAUCCUUGUUUACCUCAUCCAACACUUCCUAUUUUGAAAGGUUGAAAGUUUAGCAGGGUUAUAAAGUGUUAUUGGUCGAAGCAGAGAGCACAUCAAAAGUUCCGUUUGACUCCGAGUUGAUAAAUUGGGUUCUUUUUGCGUCUAAAUUAGUAAACACAUUACAGACUGUUAUGGGACUCAAUAUCUCAAGUGUCUUCGGCCGACGCACAUUUCGUGAUCGGUCGGCUUGUGCUCCUAAUCGCCGUAAUCUUGGAAAGAAAAUAAAUGUGGCAAUAAUACUCUUGUUAUGUAAUGCUCGUUUUCUUUCGGUGACGAUGUUGUAUGUAAAAUUGUUAUGAUGUACUAAAUAGAAAUGCCCCCAAAGUCAUUUGUGCUUCCAGUUUAGAUCCUCUGUAAUCUAGGAUCCUAAUGCAUGAAACCCAGUAAACUUGUCCUUUUUUUCCCUUGAAUAUUUUACACCAAGUGUACUUAUGUCUGUAAACCAUCACUGAAAACUAGAUCUGUUUUUGGAUGGGUAGGUUGAUGGUCUAUUGUACAGUUCUGUCAAAACAAAACAAGCAGAGCAUCUUUGCUAUGAUGUCCUGUGUUUAUGACUUACAUAAUAGAGCCACCCAUCCUUUGUGCAGCCAGUGCUUGACCUUGGAGCGAACGUCAGCUGAAAAAGGCAUCUUUUGAUCACUGUGUGGAUUGUUUUUUCUAUUUACUAAAGAUCGAUCUAUAUCUAGAUACACUGGAUCAGCUGGUGAUUUUGUGUUUUCUUGAUACAUUCUGUGUUUGUUUCAGUUUCCUGAUGGCGUAGUAGUGUAAGGAGACAUUUCUUAGCAGUGUGUUUUAUGUUGCAUUGACAUUCAAACUUGGCAUUGACUGCAUUAUGCUGUUUUAUACAUCAAUGUAGUUGAUGAAUGCAGACUUUUAGUUAUUUCUUAACUAAAUUAAAAAUGUUCUGCAUCAGGCUGACUAAAGGUACUGAUCCUGAGAGUCUUUUAGAAGACCGAAAGAUCAUUUAUAGUACUGCGUACAGUAUGUAGCAAUCUCUGGCUCAUUGUCAUUUAGCAGGCUGUAGAUUUUCCAGGGAAGAUAAUAACAGCGGUUUAGAUCUCCAGCUGUCUGUCGCCACCUACAGACAAAGAUAGUCACAGAUGCUGCACUAUUAGAACCACCGUGCGCCACCUGCAGGCAAUAAAUGUUGGUCGGCUUGAGGUAUUUUAUUUAACCUUUCACCUGUUAGCUAAAAAAAAAGUCAAUAUACAACAUGAUAGUUUUACAGUUACCGUCAGUAACGGUUACCUCAAUGUAUGGCUUCGUUAGGCACUUCGUCAUUAGAAAAUUGAGCAUGAAAUUGUUAAUUGACUUGCCCAGAGUGAGACAUUUUAUCGAUAGACAACAGAUAAGUCAGGACAACUAAAAUCAUAAAAUCUGAUUCAGGUUAAAGAUGUCAAUAUUUAUCAUAUGGAAAAACUGCAGUUGUAAUACUCUGCCUGCAGGUGGCACCGGUUUGAGCGUGGUAUUGUUCUCUUUGCCUGACAGUGGUGGAAAUGAGCAUCUCUGUCUGAAGGUCUAAAUCGCUGUUUUCAGCUUCUGGCCUGAAACCAUUGGCACUGGCUUAUGGUGCUGCUGCACAUCAAUGACACUAUGUCCUUGUUUGCUAUUCACAGUAGCUACAAUACUCCUGAAAAAGAAAAUGUCUAAAAAGUCUAUUGAUUUUUAAAAUUGAGUUUGUUCUGUGGUGUUUCUGCUUUGUUUUCUCUUUUUUAUAUAAACAUAUGUUUUUUGUUAGAUGUUUUUGUAUCGUCCUAACCAUGUAUGGGAUACAUGCAACUGCAGUACCAUGUCCUAACUGUAUCUUGUAUCAUGCAAUUGAAAUAAAUUGGGAUUUAAUGACA
Messenger RNA from Sebastes umbrosus (honeycomb rockfish), 4893 nucleotides. It is a transcript of the gene tefb, whose product is annotated as TEF transcription factor, PAR bZIP family member b. The transcript is spliced from 4 exons. Gene Ontology annotation, molecular function: DNA-binding transcription factor activity, RNA polymerase II-specific; RNA polymerase II cis-regulatory region sequence-specific DNA binding. Gene Ontology annotation, biological process: regulation of transcription by RNA polymerase II. The record is from RefSeq and is a predicted model, not a curated record. The coding region runs from base 282 to 1397 and encodes 371 amino acids. Gene Ontology annotation, cellular component: nucleus. Lineage: Eukaryota; Metazoa; Chordata; Actinopteri; Perciformes; Sebastidae.